Oikopleura dioica is the source of this 1227-nucleotide messenger RNA. NCBI's taxonomy places the organism in Eukaryota, Metazoa, Chordata, Appendicularia, Copelata, Oikopleuridae. The record is from the annotation of a GenBank genome assembly.
AUGAACACUCUACUAGUCUUCUUCAGCAUCCUCAUCAGCUACUGCAACUGCAACGUCAGUCCAGUCGGUGUCCAGUACUUGGAAAACAUCUGGAGCGACGAGAUGAUGGACAAAAUCCGCGAAGUCUUCAGGGAAUCGACUAUCACCGACAUGGCAGCUGAUGACAUCCCAGCCUCUCAAUUCGACAACAUCGGUGAAUCCCUUCCUCUUGAUCCUAACGGCCGCUGCCCAGCUGAAUACACUGUCAAUAAGCAAGGAACACGAUGUGUUUUCAUUGGCCGUAUUGACGUAGCCACCGAGUACGUAAAAACAGGAGGGAUCAGCCGACAGAGGAAGAGCAUAGAAGGCCUCUACUCUGCCGCUAACCCCUUCAUCUCAAAAGUCCAAAAUGGUGCCAGGCGAGAAGAACUCGCAGAAAUCAUGGCUAAAUCUCCAGUCAGCGGCGCUCUCGAAAACACUUGCCAGGAAGGCAUCCUCAGAAAUGUCGUCAUGACGAUGUUGAUCAUGCUUCCCGGCCAAACUGUCCCUGUUCACUACGAUAUUCCUCUCUUUUCCGAUCUUCCAAAAGCAAAUGCACCAGCCUGGCUCCAAGUUGCCUACGCUCUAAGUGGGCUCAACAAGGAUCGGGAAAUCCGACAAGUGCAGACCAUCACAUACUUGACCGGCAAUGCCUCCAACUCCAACCAAGGUGGCGACUUUGUCUACUGGCUUGAAGGACCCCAAGGGCCAAUGGAAAGCUUCCCUGUUGUGGCCAACUCGGCCAUUGUCACUGAUGGCGUCCACGUUGCCCACGCUGUCAAGGUUUGGCAGCCAGAAUCCGGCCAUUCCGCACCAAAACUGAACAAAGAUGACCAAAACGAGAUCCGAUACAUCGGCGACUCCAAGUGGCAGAUUUUCAUCAACGGCGUCGGCGAGAAAGUCUACGAGGAAUCCGAGCUCCGAAUGUCUUUCAUUUCCCGAUACAUCUGUUUCCGCGAUCAAGAAGAAGAAAACUCUUACACCUUCCAAAGUGGCCAGAAAAACGCCACUUCCGUUCUUGAAGAAAUGUCGGAGGCACUUGAAACCGACCUUGUAACGGGCGAAAACCGAAAAACCGCGCGAGACACAAUUUUGACGAAUUAUCUUCAAUAUCCGGCAACAGGAGGAUUGAAUUACUGCGUCCUGCCGGAACUUGUUCCUGGAACUGCCGGAUCAGUUCUGAAAUUUAUCUUCUCGUAUAUCUGCUAA